Pipistrellus nathusii (Nathusius's pipistrelle) is the source of this 879-nucleotide messenger RNA. The record is from the annotation of a GenBank genome assembly. Lineage: Eukaryota; Metazoa; Chordata; Mammalia; Chiroptera; Vespertilionidae.
AUGCAGGGGGAGCUCUGGAGGCAUGGCCUGCUGGGCAGCGCAUGCCUGCGGUCACCCGGGACCAUGGGCAGCAUGAGGACCCCUGCGGAGCGGGCCGUCGGUGGGAUGCAGACCCUCCACCGUCAGCACCGAUGCCGGGGCGGCUAUCAGGUCAAGGCCAGGGCGUCGUACGUGGACGAGACCUUGUUUGGCAGCCCUUCGGGCACCCGGCCCGCACCGCCAGACUUUGACCCACCCUGGGUGGAGAAGGCCGACAGGACCAAAGGAGUGGGCAGAGCGGCUCCACGGGCUUCGGGGGCCAGUGGGAGCUGUGGGACCCCCUCCUCCAGGGGCAGCACCCCGACCCUCACGCCAAGGAAGAAGAACAAAUACAGACUGAUCAGCCACACUCCUUCUUACUGUGAUGAGUCACUAUUUGGCUCCCGACCCGUGGGCGCCUGCUGGGAGGCCCCGUGGAUGGUGAAGGGGGGUGCUUCAAAACUCCACACGCUCUUCUGGACACCCCCAGCCACCCCGAGGGGCCACCCGCCCCACCCCAGGGAGACCCCAGAGCGCACCGUUCACCCGUCCGCUCCCACGAAGAUAGAGCCCAGGGAGGGGUCCGAGGCUGAGAAGGUGUCCACGGGUGGAUUAGACCCUCAACGCUCUCCGAGGCGGGAGCGUGCCCGUUCCCUCACCCACCUGAGUGCCCGCAGCACUGGCCGCCCGCCCACCAGCGGCCCCCACGCGAGUGGGCCUCGGGUUCCCAGGCCUUCGCCCUCGGGGGUGACCUUCCGGAGCCCGCUGGUGACUCCCCGGGCUCGGGCAGUCAGCGCUUCAGUGCCAGCGACGUGCCAGCGAGGGAGUGCAGUCCCGAGACCAAAGCCCCCUUGGAAAUGA